Prunus dulcis (almond) is the source of this 1865-nucleotide messenger RNA. RefSeq lists its product as uncharacterized. Bases 104 to 1480 code for a protein of 458 amino acids. Lineage: Eukaryota; Viridiplantae; Streptophyta; Magnoliopsida; Rosales; Rosaceae. The transcript has 4 exons. The record is from RefSeq and is a predicted model, not a curated record.
GCUCUCUAUUUUGACAGCCCAUAAGUAAGUCCUUGGCUCUUUGGCAAGUAAGUUUCUUGAAGUCUCUCAUAUCAGCAAAAACAGUUUUCACAUUUCAGAGUCCAUGGCCGAUACCAACAGUAUUGAGUUGAAGGUCUUGGUGGACAAGGGGAGUAACCAAGUUAUCUUCGUAGAGCCUGACUAUAAUUUUGUUGAUGUUCUCUUCAGUUUAUUGACAAUCCCCAUGGGAACAAUUAUCAGGCUUGCACGUAAACAUUCAGAUCCUGUGGCAAUAGGUUGCAUGAACAACUUAUAUGCAAGUGUUGAGAAUUUUGACGAUCAAGAAUUUUGGAUUCAUACAUUUAAAGACAUGUUGCUGCAUCCCCGCAAUGCAGCCGAUUCUCAGUGCAAUGCCCUCAAAUUGAAACUUGAUGAUGCUAAGCCAAGACGUUACUUUAUGAACCCCAAUUCAUGUGAUUUAUUUGCUUAUUCGUGUUCAUCACGCAUGUGUUCGGAGAAGAGUCUUUCAUUCCGUUCUCAAGAUGGAAGUGUCUUUAUGAAAGGACGAACCAGGUUUACAGUUACUGAUGAUUUACAAGUGAUCCCCCCAAGUUCAUCAGCCAAUUCUGUAUUUACUAAGCUUCGUGUCAUCGAUGUGGAUUCCCUGGAGGAGUUGACUAUCAAUAUUGGAACUGUUGAGAUUUUGAAUUUGCUCAUGUGCUCCUUAGUGUCAAAAACACCUUUGACUGAAACCCUGUUGAAGCCUAAACAAGAUCUUAAAUCGAGCAGUACAAUUCUUAAUCAAGCAAUAGAUAUUGAAUCGCAAAUGUCCGGAGACUCAAUGAAUGAUGAAGAAGAUAAGAUUUGUUUGAAUCUUGUGGUCAGCAAAUCUAAGAAGAUGGUCUGUUAUGCAGAAGCAGGGGAGGAUUUUGUUAAUUUGCUCUUCAGUUUCCUAACUCUACCUCUUGGGUUUAUAGUAAAAAACAUGAAGAAUAGUUCCUUGAAAGGUUGCAUCGGGCACUUGUACCAAACUAUCCAGGAUUUGGAUGGGCAAUACAUGAUUUCAGAUCACCACAAGCAAAUGCUACUUGAUCCCAAACUUGUUCCUGGUUUUUGCUAUAAGAACAGUCUUUUAGGAAUUGAGGAGACCUCAUAUUAUUAUUCUUACUAUACCUUCAGUACUGAUAUAUCCCUUUGUUCAUCGGAAUUAUUUAAAGUCAAACUGGUUAGUUCUGAUUCCGUGGAUUUAAGUGCUCAAGGAUUUCUGAAGAGACCUGCGAUGUUUGUAGUAACUGACAAUCUGGUUGUAAGACCGAUGUCUCGGAUCUUUGAGCUGCAAGUUCUUAAAGACUUGAAUGUGCCUGUCACUGACAUUGAGGAUCAAACUGUGCAUGUGGGCAAGAAGGAGGCUUUGCAUCUUUUGCUGUCUUCUUUUCUUUGUGACUCUGUUCUGACCAAUACCUUCGUUGGGGAUCUUAGGGAGCCAAAGCAAGAACAAUGAGGGAUUGGUUAGUAUUCUACUUACAAAGAAGAGGUUGCCUUUGUUGUUACUACAUAAGAAUUCUAGUAGGCUAUUGAUGUGAGAUUAACUUUUGUGUGUACAUGGUAUGACCUGCAUACAAGGUUUGCCAUUUGAUCAUUUUGGGCUGUAAGAAACGUGUACUAUUUUGCUAGAUCUAUGUCUUAGCUUAUGUUUGGUUAAAUUUUGUUAUAGUCAUUGUCCAAUCUUAUUUCUGAAUAGCUUGAGGCUAGUCAGCCAUGAACUAUGGUCGUGAAGAAAAAAUAUAAACCCAUAAAAGCUUUGACUAGUUUUGCAGUAUUAUUAAGAAUGGAUUGAGGCUAGUCAGCCAUUUGAUCAUUUGUAAGAAACUUGUAGUAUUUUGUUA